Leguminivora glycinivorella is the source of this 1621-nucleotide messenger RNA. RefSeq names its product beta-ureidopropionase-like. Bases 432 to 1520 code for a protein of 362 amino acids. Gene Ontology annotation, molecular function: beta-ureidopropionase activity. The transcript has 2 exons. The record is from RefSeq and is a predicted model, not a curated record. NCBI's taxonomy places the organism in Eukaryota, Metazoa, Arthropoda, Insecta, Lepidoptera, Tortricidae.
UCUCUGCACCUAGAAUAUCAAGCAGUAUUAAUCUAAACAUAGUACCUAGCUAAUCACUCGAUGGACCAGUAAAUAUGGAUAAAGUGUCGCUAGCCACUAUGCUAAUGUAAACCUACGUCUGCAUAAUUUUUCGCCCCAACCAAGCCAUUUCCAACCAUAUCCCGUGUCACAAAAGUCUUAAAAAUACGCCAUAUUAAACUUGCAACGGUCCAUUAAUACAUUAAACAUACAAUCAGUUAUUUACUACGCAAAGAAGUUACGUAACCUGUGCUACAAAGUUAUUGAAGACGGUGGUCAAAAUAGGAACUAAUUUAAGACCCUACUGAAGCUACAAGAAACAUGCUACGGUAGCGACACAACAAUUGUAUAAUGUUACUUUGUGAUAAAAUAUUGACUUGUUAAAGAUUUAUUUCUCACAUUGUAUCAAAAACAUGGAACCAAAUCGGACUAUUGACAGUUUAAUGAAGCAAUAUUUACCUCCAGAACGAUUGAAGGAAUUCAACAGAAUAUACUACGGGAGGGAAGAUCAUUGCGAGUUGAAUUUAAAGAAAUCGACAAGUCAAGCCGGUAAAGAAAAUAAUGUGGAGAUAGCUGCGUAUGCCUUCGAUGCUGCAAAGGAAGAAACUAGGAAACCAAGGUUAGUGAGAUUGGGUUUGAUUCAACAUUCAAUUGUUUUACCCACCAACAAACCAAUUAAAGAACAAAGAGAGGCGAUUUUCGCUAAAGUCGAGAAGAUUAUACAAAUAGCCGCAGAAGAAGGAGUGCAGAUUGUUUGCUUGCAAGAAACAUGGUCUAUGCCGUUCUUUUUAUGUACGAGAGAAAAGGAUAGAUGGUCAGAAUUUGCGGAAUCAGCUGAAAAUGGACCAACAAUCACGUUUAUUUCUGGGCUAGCGAGGAAACAUGGAAUGGUCAUAAUAUCACCGAUUUUAGAAAAAGAUAGAAAAGGGGUAUGGUGGAAUACGGCUGUAGUAAUUAACGAAAAUGGUUCAGUGAUGGGAAAACAUCGUAAGAACCAUUUACCAAGUGUAGGCAGCUUUAGUGAGACGUCGUAUUAUUCGCCAGGCGAUACCGGCCAUCCAGUUUUCGAAACCACAUUUGGAAAAAUUGCCAUAAACAUUUGCUACGGACGCCAUCAAGCUUUAAACUGGCUGAUGUUUGCUCUGAAUGGCGCGGAAAUCGUUUUCAAUCCAUGUGCAACAAUAUCAGCAUUCGGCGAGUCGUUUUGGGGCAUUGAAGCUCGAAAUGCUGCAAUAGCAAACAGUUAUUUCACAUGCAGCAUUAACAGAGUUGGAACAGAAGAAUUUACACUUCAAGAUGGAAGUAAUAAGGUGACUAGAAGUUACUAUGGAUCCAGUUAUGUAACUGCACCUAAUGGCUGCAGAACACCAAGCCUGUCAAGAGAGAAAGACGGUCUUUUGGUUGCAGAAGUCGAUUUAAACUUAUGCAGACAGAUAAGAGACCACUGGAGUUUUAAUAUGACUGCUAGGUUGGAUAUGUAUGCUGAUCUUCUUAUCGUGUGAAGGGAUCAUAAGUUAUAAACUAAAUAAUAUUUUGCCAAUAUCUUGCCACCUCCAACCCUCGGAGGGUAGCUUUUAUAAGGUCUUCUAAUUAACUACUAGAA